Diachasmimorpha longicaudata is the source of this 2934-nucleotide messenger RNA. Its product is annotated as glucose dehydrogenase [FAD, quinone]-like. Gene Ontology annotation, molecular function: flavin adenine dinucleotide binding; oxidoreductase activity, acting on CH-OH group of donors. NCBI's taxonomy places the organism in Eukaryota, Metazoa, Arthropoda, Insecta, Hymenoptera, Braconidae. The record is from RefSeq and is a predicted model, not a curated record. The transcript is spliced from 5 exons. Bases 730 to 2610 code for a protein of 626 amino acids.
CCCACUAUAAAGAGUUCAUUUCAAAUGAUAGUAUAGUUCUCCAGUCGUUCGCAAGGUCAUGGUCGCACCUCCAACUGAUCAAUUCCUCGGUAAUUCCCAAGAAUUUUUUGCAUCAAUCUCGGCUCAAUAAAAUUGGAAAUAAAAUUUUUAUAUCAUUGAGUGUCAUCGGUAUCCCCGUGGACUUUCCUCCAUUAGAAUUCCCCUUGAUUAGAGUGGAAAGAAAAAUUGAUGGGUGUCGUUAGUGUGCGAAUAAGGUGAGUCAACUUCUCGAUGGAGAGGAAAAUACGGAGUCGUGAUGACAGUGACAUAGAAACAAAAAUAGUCAACAAAAUUAUCUGACAAUAGCUAUUUACGCCACUGGGCUACAUUAACGAAUGAAUUACCAUAUAACAAGACUGGACUUCCUCGGAGGAGAGUGUCGUGACGAUAAUUACCUCACCACAGAGAGUUUCACAAAAUCAAUUGUUAUUCUGAUGGUAUCCCUUGGAUUACGGUUAGCUGAUGCUCCACACAUACAUAGAACACUAAUGAAAUUUUGAGGAUUUGCUGCGGGUAUAGCUGGGGAAUCGAGGGGUUUGGGCUGUCAGUUGUGUGGAGAGUCUCGUUAGAGACAACUCAAUUGAAUAUUUGGUGUUCUCCAUUCGAUUAGAGUCAAUUUAAUUGACUAGUGGGAUUUGCGAAGAGAGAAAUAGCUUCUGGAAAAUAUUGCGAGGAUUGUCAGAAUAGAUAAUGGGUGUCGAGUCGACACUAGCUACUGCCCUUGGAACGGUCUCCGGUGGUGUCGGAUGGUUCUUCCCGGCCUUGGCAAUGGCCCUUGCCUACUUUCAGUACGAAGUUAUGGAUAAAGAAUCACAACCUAUCGAUAUGCCGACUGAACUGCUCCUCCCGUCAUAUGAUUUCAUUGUUGUUGGAGCUGGAUCUGCGGGGGCAGUUGUCGCCAGUCGCUUAUCGGAAAUAGAAAAAUGGAAUGUUUUAUUAUUGGAAGCCGGUGGUGAUGAAACCGAAAUAUCAGAUGUCCCGCUUCUGGCUGGUUAUUUGCAACUAACGAAACUCGAUUGGAAAUACAAAACUGAGCCCCAAGGAGAUGCGUGCCUAGCGAUGGAAGGGGGCAGAUGCAAUUGGCCUCGAGGGAAAGUUCUGGGUGGUAGUAGUGUCCUUAAUUACAUGCUGUAUCUCCGUGGCAACAGAAAGGACUACGACCUCUGGGAGCAGCAGGGAAACCCCGGCUGGAGUUCGAAGCACGUGCUCCACUACUUCAAGAAGUCCGAGGACAAUCAGAACCCCUAUCUCGCCAAGACAAUUUACCACUCGACAGGUGGGUACCUGACAAUCCAGGAGGCACCCUGGAGGACACCCUUAGCUACCGCCUUCGUGGAGGCCGGCCAGGAGAUGGGAUAUCAGAUCAGGGACAUCAACGGGGCACAUCAGAGUGGCUUCAUGAUCGCCCAGGGUACCAUCAGGGGCGGCAGCAGGUGCUCCACGUCCAAAGCCUUCCUUCGACCUGCACGACUCCGUCAAAAUCUUCACGUCGCACUCAACUCUCAAGUCACCAAAGUGCUGAUUGAUCCCAAUACGAGACGAGCGUACGGAGUGGAGAUGGUGCGCGGUGGCCAGAUGUACAGAAUUCGAGCGAGUAAAGAGGUGAUUCUUUCUGGAGGUUCAGUGAAUUCCCCCCAAAUCCUGAUGCUCUCUGGAGUGGGCCCCAAGGACCACCUCGAGCAGCACGGAAUUCCAGUGAUCCAGAACUCAGCCGUUGGUGAUAAUCUCCAGGACCACGUGGGCCUCGGUGGCCUGACGUUUAUGGUUAACCAGGAGGUGUCGAUGGUGGAGAGCCGACUCCACAGUGUCUCCGCGGUGAUGAGAUACGCCGUCUUCGGCGACGGUCCCCUGACUGUCCUCGGUGGUGUUGAGGGUCUCGGCUUUGUCAACACCAAGUACGUGAAUGCCUCCGACGAUUUUCCAGACAUCGAGCUCCACUUCAUAUCGGGAUCAACCAAUUCCGACGGUGGAAGACAGAUAAGAAAGGUCCACGGCUUGACCCAGAGCUUCUACAACGCCGUCUUCGGAAAGAUCAGCAACAAAGACGCUUGGAGUGUGAUUCCAAUGUUGCUACGGCCCAAGAGCAGGGGCCUGAUAAGACUCAGGAGCAAGAGUCCCUUUGAUCAUCCCCUGAUCUAUCCGAAUUAUUUCAAAGAACGUGAGGACAUGGACACCCUCAUCGAGGGGGUGAAGAUCGGAGUGGCUCUGAGCAGAACAGCUGCCUUCAGGAAGUACGGGAGUGAGUUGAAUCCCCAACCAUUCCCCGGCUGCGAGAGGAUCCCUCUGUACACCGAUUUGUAUUGGGAGUGCAUGAUCAGACAUUAUUCAGCGACAAUUUACCAUCCUGUUGGCACCUGCAAAAUGGGACCUUCUUGGGAUCCAGACGCCGUUGUUGAUCCCCAACUCAGGGUUUAUGGGAUCACGGGGCUUCGAGUCAUCGAUGCGUCGAUCAUGCCCACUCUGGUCAGUGGAAACACCAAUGCCCCAGCUAUUAUGAUUGGUGAGAAGGGGGCUGAUAUGAUUAAGGAGUUCUGGAUGAGUCGAAGGAGGAGGACUUUUGGGCAUAAGUGAUUCGAGGAGGUUUCUUUUGGCUUCUAGCAAGACUGAACACUCUUCGAGGAGUUAUGUGAUGACGUUGAUCGUUGUAAUUUCACUGUAAUUAUACUGUACAUUCUCAUGAUUUUUUACGAUUUUUCAUGUUUUAUACUUGUUUUUGUAACAUGUGGAGUGAUGUAAAUACGAAAGAAAUGAGGGUUGCGCAUGUCAUUGCGUAAUUAAUAAAAAUAUUGUUGAUAAUUGGAAGAGGUGGGCUUGGUUGAUUAAAUAAGGAAAUGAACGAUGAACUUGACUAUCUUCAUCAGUGGUGUAAUUAAUAAAAUAGUUAUUACAAAGAAA